Fomitopsis serialis is the source of this 2311-nucleotide messenger RNA. Its product is annotated as iron permease. The record is from RefSeq and is a predicted model, not a curated record. Gene Ontology annotation, molecular function: transmembrane transporter activity. NCBI's taxonomy places the organism in Eukaryota, Fungi, Basidiomycota, Agaricomycetes, Polyporales, Fomitopsidaceae. Gene Ontology annotation, biological process: transmembrane transport. Bases 488 to 2311 code for a protein of 607 amino acids. The transcript is spliced from 12 exons.
GACACUGCCGCCUCAGCAUCUUCCCCCGACCUGUCAUGCUCCCUCAUUCAGAUGGUAUGUGUUUACACACUCUGAGCUUCAUAAUCACAGUAGCUUUGAUACAGGACAUGUGCAUCGCUAACAGGAAGCAUUGGAUGAGCAAGGGGUCCCGGUCAGUGACGGUCAACCUCUGCAUCGGACGGCUCGAGCGCCCACAGUGAUCGUGUCUCAUUGUUCAGAACUGGCGCGCAGGGAUGAUUUUGGGCGUGCUAUUGCUAUGCGUUCUUUGUGUUUUGAUCGUGAGCGUCACUCGUUCACCGUGCCACUUGAUGAUAGGCCCAUGAUCGCCAUGAAUAAGAAACUCAAGCUUGUCUGCACUUGACAUCUACACUUCGCCCCCUUGCUUCGUCCGUCGAGGCCCUUUUUCCCGCACUCUUUCCCUGAUCUUACUUCUGGCUACUUCUCUUAUCCUAUCCCUAUUUUAAUUCAGUCUCAUUCAUAUCUUUCCAUGGCCGAGAUGACCACGGGCACGCACGAUAAUUCCCUUGUACCACUACCUGACACGAAAGAGUCCAAGCUAGCCUUGGCUUCAAAGGCAGUCGAUCAGGAAAGACAGCCUCUAGAUGCGCGCUUCUGGCUCGUCUUUCUUGGUAUCGGGAUAGCUACAAUGAUUACUGCUCUUGAGCUGUCAGCUGUCUCUGUUGCACUCCCAACCAUUACUCAAGAUUUGCAUGGCUCAUCGUUCAUAUGGGUCGGCUCGGCGUACACGCUAGCAGGGACGGCUUUCAUCCCCCUUAGCGGAGGUCUCUCCCAGCUGCGCCAACAGUCCGCAUUCCCACAGAUCUUCGGAAGACGCAUCGUGAUCCUGUCAUCUCUGGCGAUCAUGGCUUUGGGCAGUGCCCUCUGUGGGUCUGCGAAAAACAUGACCCAUCUGAUUGCAGGACGAACGGUCCAGGGGCUCGGUGGUGGAGGAAUAUCCGCUACGACUGCCAUCAUCAUCUCCGACCUCGUGCCCCUCAGUGAACGUGGUAUUUACAACGGUUUGAUUGGGAUUGCUUGGGCGAUGGCUAGUGGGAUCGGACCUAUUGUUGGCGGCGCCCUCGCUCAGAAGGGUCAGUGGAGGUGGCUCUUCUAUCUCAACAUCCCGAUAUGCGGAGUAGCUGGCGCCAUCAUGAUCCUCUUCUUGCGUGUCCGGGCACCGCCAGGGACCCUGAAGGAGAAGGUACGCAGGAUCGACUGGCUUGGGACAUUCCUUGUCAUUGCCGCGACUGCUGCCUGCGUCAUCGGACUCACCUGGAGCGGCGUCCAAUAUUCCUGGAGCUCGGCGCCGGUGCUAGCACCUCUUAUAAUCGGUCUCGUAGGUAUGGUGGUAUUCAUUAUGUACGAGUGUAUUUUCCCGGAACAUCCACUGGUGCCCUCUGCAUUACUGUCCACGAUCACGGGAGUCAGCGGUUACAUGCAGACGUUCCUCAUGCCAGUAGUAAUGAUCGGAGUCAUCUAUUACAUUCCCGUCUACCUACAAGCAUGCAAAGGCGCCUCUCCGAUCGGUUCCGGCGUAGAUGCGCUGUCUUUCUCGUUGGUCAUCGCGCCCAUUGGUCUUCUCGGAGGCGCGUUCGUCAAUCGCACAGGCGGCUAUCGGGCACCACUAUGGACGGCCUGGAUUAUUCUGAUGGUCGGUACGGGUCUGCUCAUCACCUUGGACGCGGACACACCCCUCGGACAUACCAUCGGGUUUCUCGUACCGUGUGCGCUCGGCUGUGGACUGCUGGCGUUCUCGACUUACUUCCCUGUACUUGCGCCACUGCCCGUUUCGCAGAACGGUCUCGCCAUUGCGUUCUUCAUGUUCCUGCGCAACUUCGCUAUGAUGGUCUCCGUUACUGACAGGUGGUCGAAGGUCUGGGGAGUCACGAUCGGCGGAACUGUCCUUCAGAACGAGCUUCAAAGACACUUACCGCCCACCUUCAUCGCCCAGUUCCCGGAGGGGACAGUCGUUGCGUAUGCCACGAUCCCUGCCAUAGCAGAUCUCCCGGAACCACUACGGACAGAGGUCCGGGAAGCCUUCGCAGUCAGCCUUAAGGUCGUUUGGGAAGUCCUCCUAGCCAUCGGUGGUCUCGGGUUUGUCUCGAGCCUUUUCAUGAAAGCGGUUCCUCUACACUCUGCCGUGGACGAUCAAUGGCGCUUGCAACAGCAGGUAGAGACUCGUCACGAACGACGCGUGCCCUCUGGGCGCGCGGGCCUUCGCUCACUGUUCCCGCGAGUGUACACGGGAGAGCUCGCCGUCCUAGAAUGGCUCGCAUCCUUGUCAGUUCCGCGGUAUUCGCAACUUCAUUGA